Messenger RNA from Candidozyma duobushaemuli, 744 nucleotides. RefSeq lists its product as uncharacterized. Bases 1 to 744 code for a protein of 247 amino acids. The transcript is spliced from 3 exons. The record is from RefSeq and is a predicted model, not a curated record. NCBI's taxonomy places the organism in Eukaryota, Fungi, Ascomycota, Pichiomycetes, Serinales, Metschnikowiaceae.
AUGAAGUUCGUCGAAUUGCCCGAUUGCAUCCUUGACAGGAUCGGGUAUUUCAUCCUUGAGGACGAAAUGGAGCUAACUCUGCUUCACAAUCUCCGCCUGACUUGCAAGCACCUAAACAAGCACUUCUCCAUCUUUCUCUAUACGUCGCUCCCUGUCGUAUUAACAGAAAAAUAUCCCGAGCUCUGCUCCCUUUCUGUCAUUUACAACCACAGGCUGUUUAGAAAAAAGGAGGUAUUUUGCUGGGAACGUGAAUUGGAGCAGAAAAUCAGCGAGGCAGAUUUCCCUAGAUUGGAGGUGCUCAGAAUCUCCUCCAAGAAACCAAAAGUCAAUAACAUUGGUGACUAUGAGAGGCAGUUCUCGUCAGAAAAACGUGUGAAAAAGUACCAGCGAAGACAACGAAAGCAUCACAGUCUCGGACACAUGUUUUUCAUGCUCAUGGAGAAGUGCAAAGGCUCCUUGAAAGCUGUGGAGGUCUUGGGGCUCGAUUUUUCCUUUGUCAUGUCCCGAGAGCGUACCAUCAAAUUUGGCAAUCCAGCCACUAUCAUUCUCAACAACCCAUCCAUUAUACAUGCGUAUUCAUGGAUGCCACGAGUCUCUGCCAGAAGGCGUUUGAAUGUAUUGAUUGAAGAUUGCUCUACCAGCGCUGUCCAUGUUACGGUGAAGAAAAAGAAUCAAGAUCCAGUGAGUAUGGUCAAGACAGCUUCGCUUCUACGACAGGUCAGAAGCUCCAUCAGGAAUUGGUAG